Messenger RNA from Trypanosoma conorhini, 714 nucleotides. RefSeq lists its product as uncharacterized. NCBI's taxonomy places the organism in Eukaryota, Euglenozoa, Kinetoplastea, Trypanosomatida, Trypanosomatidae. The record is from RefSeq and is a predicted model, not a curated record. Bases 1 to 714 code for a protein of 237 amino acids. The transcript has a single exon.
AUGCGGCGCUUGCACCGGACGCGCCUCCGCCCAGGCGAGGACGCCCCAAUGAAGUACUUGUUUUGCCUUCGCGAGAAGGCCGUCAAGCUGCCGGACCCGCCGUGCACGUUGCCCACGUCGCCCCGCUUUGACGCGGAGCGCAGCGGGAAGUUCAACAAGGCGUGGCUGCAACACGAAUUGCCUGCGUGUAAGCCGCUGGUGCGCAACAGUGUGUACCUGCCCAGCAAAGAGAGCCUCUGGAAUUCACCAAUACACGAGGGCCUGGAGAAAAUCGCUGAGCGUUUGCCCUACCAUGAUGUUCUUCGGUACAUCAUGGAACAUAAUUACUUCUUUUUGUUUAAGACGCUCCUGAAGGCAAGCGAUGCACCACUUCCGCACGUUGUGUACGAAGAUUUUAUGAAAUGCCGGACCUUCGCCUCUUUGCAGAACCCGCCUGAGGAGCAAUUUGCGUUGUCCCCCACCUUGCUGCGGACGCUGCUAUGCAUGGCGGCAUACCAGUGUAUUCUUGAUCGACACUACUUUACAACUUGCCAGUUGCUCUUCCGACGGCUAGAGCAACAGCAAGCUAUGACAUCUGAGGUUUUGUCGGCUUGGGUGUACUGUUGUACAGCCAGCGGGAGGGUGGAGGAGGCCUUGGCUUACGCCAAGCACAUGGCAGACCACGAUGUUCCAUUCGAUGAAAUCGUUUUUCUUUCAUGCAGCACCCCUCUGUGA